This is a messenger RNA of Periconia digitata, 1282 nucleotides long. The record is from the annotation of a GenBank genome assembly. NCBI's taxonomy places the organism in Eukaryota, Fungi, Ascomycota, Dothideomycetes, Pleosporales, Periconiaceae.
UUUCUGUCCGACUGAUCUCAGAUCAAACUGUCUAGCGAUGCGCGCCUCAGAAUGGCACAAGCUUCCCAUCACCCUCAAAGAGCUCUGUAUAAACACUACCCUUCGUUGCGGCCAAUCAUUCAGAUGGCGGAAGUCUGCGGAGGAUGAAUGGUCAUGUGCACUUCAUGGGCGGAUAUUAUCGUUCCGCCAGGAUGCUUCUCACCUUCAUUACCGUGCCAUUUUCCCUUCGAUGACUUCAUCUCCUUCUUUACCAACACCGCCGCCCCCCAAUGUUCCUUCGGCAACGCCUUCAGCAGCUUUUGGCGAUGAUGACAACACUCCUGCUCUCGUAAAUCACUACUUCAAUCUUCAACCUGAUCUCACCCAACUCUAUGACCAAUGGGCCGCCUCUGAUGCCAACUUUCGUAAGAAGGCGCCCAAGUUCACCGGAAUACGCAUUCUACGCCAGGAUCCUUGGGAGGCUCUAAUAGGCUUCAUAUGCAGCUCCAACAACAACAUAAGUCGGAUAUCCGGUAUGGUGCACAAUCUGUGCAAGCACUAUGGCCCACUAAUUGGCGACAUUGGGGAGGAAUCGUAUCACGACUUUCCCACACCUGAAGCACUGGCAGGGCCAGAGGUGGAAGCUCAUUUGAUGAAAUUGGGGUUUGGUUAUCGCGCAAAAUACAUUGCCAAAACCGCGAGAAUGGUCGCAGAAGAGAAAGGACUAGCAUGGCUGGAAGGACUUUGCAAUCCCGAAAGCCCCGUGUUCGGCAAAAUCAGUGCGCCGGCUGGCGAGAUGGCAGACGGUGGAAGAGAAGGAUAUAAGCAAGCCCACGCCGAACUACUAGCCCUCCAUGGCGUAGGACCAAAAGUGGCUGAUUGCGUAUGCUUGUUUGGGCUGGGCUGGUCCGAAUCAGUGCCUGUUGAUACUCACGUAUGGCAAAUAGCACAGCGUGACUAUAGAUUUGGCAAGGGAAAGCAUGCCAGUCUGACACAGGCAACCUAUGUUGCGGUUGCAAAUCACUUCCGGAAACUGUGGGGGAAAGAGGCGGGAUGGGCGCACUCGGUGCUCUUCACAGCAGAUUUGAAAGCCUUCUCGGAACGUAUCACAGCCAAAGUGGAAGUCAAGGAGGAGGCAGUUCUCGUCAAAACAGAACCUGGAGGUUCACUACUUGUUGAAGAAACAGCGAAAACGAAUAGCACGAAGAGAAAGCGCAUCAAAAAAGAACCAGAGGCAAAGGAACACCAAGUCCUCGAGGUCAAAGAGGCAAGGGUCACAAGGAGUAAGAAACCUAGAGUUUGA